AUGGACGAAGUUGAGGCUGCGCGCCUGCUACUACGUGGACAGAAGGAAUCACAAGUUCUUGAUCGGAAUGCUUUUCAAAGCGCCGUCUUCCUCUUCCACACCCGCCGACAGAACAUCCUCGAGUCUCUACGGUUAAUCCUUUCCUACGCCCUUAACGAUGAGAUCGAUCCAGAGAUCCGGAGGGCUGCAAAGCAAGCUGCAAACCUGUUAGCUUCUCCAAAGGCUCCCGCGGCUGCUAGUGGUUCCGGGUCGUUUGCUGAGAAAUGUAUUUCCACCAUGGCUUCAGUUCGGGCUUCUGUCCAGCAAUUACGAGAGAAAGAACGGCAUGAGCAGACGCUACGAUUAGUCCCAACUCCUGGGUUUAAGGAGGAUUUGGAGGUCCAGGUUCGGUUUUUAAUGAACCAGCACGAAGCACUGGCAUCCAUUGUUUUUUACUUGGUCAAAUUGAAGAGGGCAGCCGUCUCAGAUUUCAAGAACCUCUUGGGUGUUGUCAAAUCCUUCGAGAAGCACGAUAUAUUUGCAUUCCACCAUAUCCUACCGCUAUACUCUUUCUGUACCGUCCUUUGCGAUCCGGACUCGCCUAUUAACUUUCAGCAGACAGUAGAGUUGCACAAGUAUAUGCUUAACGAAUAUAAGAGUGCGCCAUGGCCCCUCAGAUUUGUUCAGGCUUCGGUUCAGAUAUGGUGGCUGAGUGAGUUCAACGGCCUAUGUAACGAUCCAUCGUCGGCAGAGCCGCCUGAUUCCGCUACAUUGGACUAUUUUACACAUGUGUUUGGCCCGUCGAAGGCUGCUUUAGAGGGUGGUGCUUUCGAAUUUAUGCUCGCGGUAUCUGCGGAUGUCAGCGCAGAAUGGUAUCUCAAUUCCGCGAAGGAGGAUCUUCACAGGUUCUUACAAACACGAGUGGCCCCGCUGGAAGACAACAAAUUGCUUUCAGUAUCAUUCAAGUCCCUCAUGAUCAGUCAGUUCGAAAUCUUCAUCGAAUGCUUCAUCUCGAAUAUGGCAGACUUGUUGAAGCAGAUGAAAACGCAAGAAGAGGAGGAUGUGCUAUUGACGCAAAGGACAUGCGGUUACGAUUUGGAGCGGUUUUACAUGAUGAUACAUUACACAUAUCUUGGUCGACGGAAUGCCGGAAUGGCGUUCUGGGUUGACCCAGAGAGUAAUUUGCAUGGGUUCAUUGUCUGGGCUUCAACCAGCCAUAUGCCAUUCAUGGUUGCUACAUUCAGUUAUAUGUUGGCAUCACUCGCUCUUGGGGUGACUGCCGCCGAGCACACGCAUCGUUUCCUCCAGGACGAGAUUACUCCUGGUUCUAAGAAGAACCGGAGAACCCAAUACCUCUCCUGGGAGCAGCUCUUUAAGGAAUUCCAGAAAUACAUCGAGCAGCUUAGGAUACGGCAUAAAGCUUUGGUGCCUACCAAUUCUUACAGAACUCCCGCCAUACCUGCCGAAACUGUCGCGGAACCCCCGCCCGAGUCAAGUAUGAUGUUAGAUGGGUACCUAAGAUUAAUAGCUCAGGUUGCCCAAGAAUCGCUAGCUUCUCGACAUUGGCUACUUCAUGAGAGCCCUAAUUUCCGGAUCAUGGUCGCGUUGUUCGAUCUUUUGGCUUUACAGGCUUCGGUUCAAUUGUGGGACUCUGUGUUCUCAGCCAUCACCGCAUUUCUAACGGAGAAGACUGAGAACCUGAAUUCCCAAGUGUGGAUUGCCAUCGAUAAUUGGGCACUCGGUACACCUGCUCCACCAUCAAAUGCCCUACAACUCGGUUCCAUAUCAGGGAAGCCAUUCGCUCAGGCUGGAGCUUCGGAGAAACUGGAUGCCAUUGUGACAGCGGUACACCCAGCUGAGGGAUUUGCCCGACUGAUGGCAACAUUAGUCUCCCCACCCGUGGAGGAUUCUCUUCUUAAGGAUUCCCUCCCAUUCCCGGAGACCCUCGGCAGCUCCACACGUCUUUCCGGGAUUGACCCGUAUAUCGACUUCAUUGCCGGAACCAUUUUCACCAACACGAGUCUCCAAAACCUCCCCCCAGAUCUUCCUCUCGUCCCCGAGAAGAUCGAUGACCCGACAGAGAGACUCACCCGUGCUCAAUACAGGAUUUUCCGGCCAGCUCUGCAAUCUAGCUGCCUUGAGUUCAUUGAAACCUGCCUCAUAAGCUUUAAUGAGGAUUUAUUGAACAUCGCUAGUUCUAAUGUUGCCGUCGAUGUUGCUAUUGGAGCAUCCUCUUUGGAAACAUAUGCUAAGUUGCACCCAUUCGCACGGGUCAUGGAGCAUCUUCUGACGGAGAAAUGUUUCAACGUGCUUUACGAGAUUAUAAAAAUUGGAGUCGAUGAUCUCGCGUCUGCGGGUGCGCCCAUGCCAGUCUUACGAACUAUUUUGAUGACAAUCAACAUCCUUGAUCUUGCUAUGAGGAUGCAAUCGACCUAUUUCGAAGUCGUUCGUCCUCUGGUCAAACGGGAUGAAAGUGGGAUGAGAAAAAUGAAUACUAUCUCGACUGGGUUUCCUUCUAUCGAAGAAGCAAUCCUGCAUCACUUAGAUAUUGUUGUCUGCCUUGGCUUGUAUGUUGGAAGCGCAUAUCAAGACGUAACUUUGGCUGCUCUAAGUCUUUUGGAGAAGCUUUCCGUAGCACCGAAGCUAGUAUCAAUCAUGGGCUCUUCAUUGGGGCAACAGGCACGCAAAAACCGCCUCCUUGGUGCCAUUGAACAGAGUCCUGAAUCGAAUCGAAUAUUAUUCAACUUCAUCCAACAAUGGGAAGCAGAUGUGGACAGCGAAGAGACGGAUAUGCGAUACCCGCAGAAAUUCGCCAUUUUGAAGCUGUUGGAUAGUAGUUUGGCGUCGCAACCGAAUGACUUUACUCUUGCGCAUAUGCUUCUUGGAUUUGGUUGGGAUGAGAAAGAGGGCAUUAGUCUUAGUGUGUCCUCGGGUGGAAUCGGAUCUGGCGUCUCACUCUUGCACAGCCUUCUCACAGAUGUAGAUGCACGCGAGUCUGAUGAAGCAGGUCUGGCAUAUGAUGGGGGUCUUUGCCGCUUGAAGAAUGACAUAUUUUCGGUUCUCAAAAGACUCUGGAAAUCACCGGCCACCUCCACUGAGAUUCUAUAUGUUCUUCGUGCCAACAAGUUGCUAUUUUCUCAGAUGCUUUCAGAACAGAUUGUCCAGAGACAAACAAUUUGGGAUGGGAUCCCAUUUGAAUCGGACGAGUUCUUCACGAGGGGCGCUGCUGCGAGCUUCUGCAAUUUCAUUAGCAGACGCACUUCUUUGUUCAAUUAUAUUGCUCUCGAAAUUCGGCAACUGUCGACGCAAGGGGCAUCGACGGGAGUCUCAAAGUAUCUCUCAACAUUGUUGGGAAAGACGGUACUGGAUGGCCAAUCCAUGACGAAUCUUCAUAUUCUAGAUCUCCUAGAUUUCCUAGAACUUGAUGCGCCAGAACCUAUCCCAACGCCUAAGAUUACUUGGUUCAACGACGUUAAUCUCUCCGCGUUCUACCAGGACGACCCAUUCGGCAACCCAUCAUACCACCUACCAACUAUUGACCAGAUUCUGCUACUAAGACGGAAUGAGCUAGGUGCCCUAGGAGUCAUCGAUAACUCGAACGAUGAUUCCGUGACCCUUGAAAUGAAGGCAUUGCUAGACUAUCUCUUUGCGGAGAAUCAACUACGACUAUUCAAGGGAGCCAAUCUAGAAUGCUUAAAAGCCUGGAGCACACUCAUCGCAGUAAUGCUAGAGGAUUGCGAAUAUGAACCUUCGGCAAAGACUCUAUUCUUGCUCACAGCUCUCCAAUCCAUUCUGCCGAAGCUCGAGUCAUACUGCAGCGGUGAUAUUGUCUACGCCCAGGAGCUCAGCUCUCUUGCGCAUACGCUUACCACUCACCUUACCUUCGACAGUAAAACAUUCGGGAAAGGACGGGCUUCCGACAUGGCGAAUGACAGGAUGUAUCAACUAUUCAGGAUCUCCCUACGAUGCAUUCAGUCCCCUAUGGCCACGGCAAACCUCCGCGAGGACUUCUACAACAUCGCUUAUAGAUACUUGAAGGGAAUGUCCGACCUGUCUACCCAAACCAAUGGUCUGACUCGCCACAAUACACAGACGAUCAAGGCCUCCGGGGACAGACUUCUCGAGGUGCUCUGCAAUGACGCUUACGCCGGAGAAGGACAAUGUAAGAUUGUCGCAUUACUGCUCCUAGAAACUCUAGUCGGACUUGCAGCGGAUGAGGGAUCAAGCUAUGUUGUCGACACCUUGAUGAGGCAAAACUUUAUUGUUGUCAUCAUAGACUCGUUAAAGCGGAUUGGACACGAUUUACGGAAUAUAGCUAGCAAAGGUGAUUUCCCAUCCUUUUUUCAUUUUUUUAUCCUGAACGGGAAACUAAUAGUCACAGAUAUCGACUACCUAAUGCGCUCCUUCAAAGCAACAACCGGCUUCCUCGUGCGCGUCUCCCAAACGCGUAGCGGCUCGGGCUACGUCAUAAACGCCGGCCUCUUCCAAGCUCUUCGAGAAAGUCGUCUAUUCGCCGUCGACCCAGACCUUGGCGUCGCCCUCCAAAAAUACUACGACCUCCUACAAGAUGCGAUGCGCGUCGUAACAUGCGUCAUCCUGUCCAAGGGCCCGCAGAACCAAACAGCUAUCAAGCUGGGGCGUCAAUUCAUCACGGAGAACCGCAGCGUCAUCAUGACCGUGUUCAAGCGGCAUGCGGGGAUCGGGGGCCAGCGCUUGGAUGACAUUGGCGACUUGGGGGAAUUGGUUACGCUUUUUGUGCUGUUGAUUUCGGUGACUGCGUUCGUGGAGGGGGAGGAGAGGAGUUUGUGUUAG
Tuber melanosporum (Perigord truffle) is the source of this 4791-nucleotide messenger RNA. RefSeq lists its product as uncharacterized. Lineage: Eukaryota; Fungi; Ascomycota; Pezizomycetes; Pezizales; Tuberaceae. Gene Ontology annotation, cellular component: nuclear pore inner ring; nuclear pore. Gene Ontology annotation, biological process: nuclear pore organization. Gene Ontology annotation, molecular function: structural constituent of nuclear pore. The record is from RefSeq and is a predicted model, not a curated record. Bases 1 to 4791 code for a protein of 1596 amino acids. The transcript is spliced from 2 exons.